AUGUCCGAGAGCAACGUGAAGUCAAAGAUUGAGAACACCAAGGCCAACCUGCCUCUGCCAGAACAGCCUCCAACCGCUAGUGAUUGGAACUCUGCCGAUCAGCGCGCUGUCAACGUCGGCUCCGGAGGCAUCGAGGGCCCGAUCUCUGGCGACCAGGACAGUGCCCUAAGAGGCCCUGCCACAGCAUCAAGCAGUGCCCGCGAAGAUGGAUCAGAGACGCACCGACUAACAGAGCCAACAGAGCAUGUUGGGCGAGGGGACUUCCCCAAGGAUGCUCGUGCCCGGUAA
Messenger RNA from Aspergillus puulaauensis, 288 nucleotides. RefSeq lists its product as uncharacterized. The record is from RefSeq and is a predicted model, not a curated record. Bases 1 to 288 code for a protein of 95 amino acids. NCBI's taxonomy places the organism in Eukaryota, Fungi, Ascomycota, Eurotiomycetes, Eurotiales, Aspergillaceae. The transcript is spliced from 2 exons.